AUCCGGGUGUAUUUCAAACCAGAGCACGUUUACGUGAUAUGGCCACGAAGCUUGAUGGUCUCCGAACAUGUGCAGAGCGCCACGCUUUUGCCGCUUAAAAAUCAGCUUUAGCAGCGGUGAAAUCAACAGACCUCACUAGUCUGGUAAUGCGUUUCAGACCAGAGACGCGGCCAGGAAACUGGGGCGCCUCUGAGCAUGCACAGAAAGCCUCCCUUUGGGCUCCUGGCUCAAAACUCUGUCCCCGCCCCUUCUGCUAAGGAGGCUGCCGAGUCCAGCCAAUCUGAAGAGGGCGAGGAGGGGGCGGCGCCCGAUUUGAAAUCUUUUCAAGGACCCGCAAAAAGAGGACCAGAUCUCCCAGCUGCAAGCGGCAGAGGGGAGCCCAGCACAAGGAAAGGGAAGAUGGCAUCUGUGUUCCAGAGUGUGGUGGGGUCCGCCGUCGGCUGGCGAAAUCACGAGAUCCUGCCUGACCUAGAGGAGAGUCCGCUUCCAGACAGGUUCAGGAAGAAGUCUUCUCGCAACAUGACGUCCAUGCGGAUGUCCCUGCGGAAGCGGAUGCCUUUAAAAGAAGUGGAGGUGAACUUUGAGGAGAAUCCGACAUGGGAGAGCCUGGAGGCCAAGGAGAAAAGACAGAACUUGCGGACGCUUACGAGGACAGCUAAGAACGCCUUUGGGACAGUGUCGCAGAAAAUCCAGAAAAGCUGUCAAGGCCCCACACGCUCGCUAGUCUCCUCCUGGAACAAAGAUUCUGUGGGUGGCAGCAGCAGGAGCUCUGCCAAAACCCAAAGCAGGCCGCCCCGGACCCCUCGCCGCAAGAGCAACAGGCUUGCCGCUGUCUCGACCCCAACAUCUGACACCAGGAUUGUGUCCCCAUCUGGCAAGAGAUCCCCCUUUCAACCUGGCUCCUGCCGGCUUAACAAAGAGCUUCUCCCUCUCCGGAGAUCCAUGAGGGCUGCAGCCUUGAGAAGCCCAUACGGUUCUCCUGCGUCUGUCCGACAAAGGAGACAAUUUGAUUGCAACCUGGAGCUGGUCUCCACCGGCAUUCGCCAGUUGAAGCGUCUCUCUCGGGCCUUCAACGACAUCAUUGUCCAAGAAGAGAGAGAUCAAGCCAUUGUCAACUACUACCAGGUGAUGGCGCAGAACUUGCGGGCUGCCCAGGUGCGGUCCCGAAACCUCUCCCAGUCUUCGCUUAGGAGGCGGGUGGCCAAACUGCGCUGGGAGCUCAGCAGCUGGGCUGAGAAUAACUUUAAAUAGUAUUAAUCUUCGAGAAUAUGAAGGGUGUGUGUGUGUUUAUCUUACUUUUUUAAAAUAGUGUUUUUUGUAUUCUACUCUGAAUAAGCUUGUGUUUUAAAAAAUGCACACUAAUUUUUGUAACGUCUCAGUGAAACUACAUGGGUUUUUCUUCCUAUAUAUGUGAACGUCUGUGCUAAAACUGAUCCUAUUUAUGGCAUUAAGUCAAGCUUAACCAACCUGAAUUUCAUCUCUCUUUUAUUUGAAGGCUGAGGUGUAAGUGUAUCAAUGAAUAAAAGGAAAUAAAGCUACAA
Molecule: messenger RNA, 1541 nt
Organism: Podarcis raffonei (Aeolian wall lizard)
Lineage: Eukaryota; Metazoa; Chordata; Lepidosauria; Squamata; Lacertidae
Gene: PIMREG
Product: PICALM interacting mitotic regulator
Exons: 5
Coding region: 196-1251 (351 amino acids)
Source: RefSeq, a predicted model, not a curated record